Messenger RNA from Myotis brandtii (Brandt's bat), 2442 nucleotides. It is a transcript of the gene ZCCHC18, whose product is annotated as zinc finger, CCHC domain containing 18. Gene Ontology annotation, cellular component: nucleus. Bases 578 to 1765 code for a protein of 395 amino acids. The transcript has 2 exons. The record is from RefSeq and is a predicted model, not a curated record. Lineage: Eukaryota; Metazoa; Chordata; Mammalia; Chiroptera; Vespertilionidae.
GCUAUCUGCCUUGAAACCCUUUUCAUUUCAUCUCUUCCUGGAGGGGAAUAUGUUGGUGUUCGUUCCAACUCCUAUUCCCUUUCUAGGUGGUAGGCCUUCAAAGCCAAAUGAGAACUUGAAAUCUGUGUGGCUGAUUGCAGAGCUGGUAGGCUGAAGAUUUCCUUGGGAAAAUUUAAUGUAGGGGUCGCUUUGGCUUAUAUUCAGAAGAUGGGAGAGAGAAUUUUCUGUCUGGAUACAGCAGUGGUUGGGUGGUUGGGUGGUGGUGGGAAUGAGGCUGCUUCUGAUUCUUCUCUUCCCUGCCUUGUCCUCCACGAUGAUGCAAUCUGAGGACUGGAAUAUUCAACCCUGAGUGGUAAAAGGUCGACCUACCCCAGAAAGGAACUUUCUCAUGGAGGGCACCUGUUGCAGAGGCUGGAAGUGAAAUAAAGGCGUGCCCUUGUUUUCGAGCUCUGCUCUAUUGAAAUACAAGGAAGGCAGAGCCCAGGAACAUUGCUUUGGGAAUUCCUCCUGCAAAUUAGGCUUUUCUAAAAGCCUGAGCAUCUUGUUAUACAUAUAGGCGAUCAUUGAUCAUUUGGUCAUGGCUAGCAUCAUUACUCAUGUGGGUAAUAGCCGGCGGCAAAACACACCCUUGCCUCCUUGGGCCCAUUCCAUGUUGAGGUCCUUGGGGAGGAGUCUUGGUCCUUUAAGGUUCAACAUGGCAGAAAGAAACAUGAAUUUGUUUUCCGGCAGAGCGGUACCAGCCCAAGGGGAAGAAACCUUUGAAAACUGGCUAAUCCAAGUCAAUGGGGUCCUGCCAGAUUGGAAUAUGUCUGAGGAGGAGAAGCUCAAGCGCCUGAUGAAAACCCUUAGGGGCCCUGCCCGGGAGGUCAUGCAUUUGCUCCAGGCAGCCAACCCCAACCUAAGUGUGGCAGAUUUCUUGCACGCAAUGAAAUUGGUGUUUGGGGAGACUGAAAACAAUGUGACUGCCCAUGGUAAAUUUUUUAACACCCUGCAGGCACAAGGGGAGAAAGCCUCCCUUUAUGUGAUCCGUUUAGAGGUGCAGCUCCAAAACGCUAUUCAGGCAGGGAUCAUAGCCGAGAAAGAUGCAAACCAGACUCGCCUGCACCAGCUCCUUUUAGGGGCUGAGCUGAAUGGGGACCUGCACUAUAGGCUGAAGCAUCUUCUCAGGAUGUAUGCAAAUGAGCAGGAGCGUCUUCCCAAUUUCCUGGAGUUAAUCAAGAUGAUAAGGGAGGAGGAGGAUUGGGAUGACACUUUUAUUAAUCAGAAGCGGGCCAGGAGAUCUGAGUCAAUGGUGGAGAGGGCAACCAGCCCAGUGGCAUUUCAGGGUUCCCUACCGAUAGUGAUCGGCAGUGCUGACUGCAAUGUGAUAGAGCUAGAUGAUAUCCUCAAUGACUCAGAUGAGGAUGUGAUCCUGGUAGACCCUCCACUUCCAUCCAUGGGUGCCCUUCCCCUCAGAGACAGGGUCCCACCUCAGGAUCAGACAUUGGUCAUUGAUUCCCCCAACAGUUCCCAGGUCCAGUCUCCUUCCAUCAGUGGUGGUUCCGGGUAUAAGAAUGAUGGUUCUGGGGAUAUGCGUAGAGCCAGGAAGCAAAAAUACACAACCCACUGUUCAUAUUGUGGAAAGGAGGGCCACUCCAAGGAAACCUGUGACAAUGAGAGCAACAAGGCCCAGGUAUUUGAGAACCUGAUCAUCACCUUGCAUGAGCUGAUACCUACAGAGGAGGAGGGGUCAAAAGAGGUACCCAGUGAAAACAAUGACCUCUGAGCCACAGUAAGGUGAGAGACCCAGCCCUAAGUGAAUCCUUAGAUAUACUAAAAAACUGGUGAUGAGAAAAAUGGGAGUAGAUUUCUAUCUGCAUGAAUUAAUCCAUGGAAGAGGAGGUGUUGGAUGCCAGCAAAGUGGAGGAGAUGGCCUGACCUCUGUCCCUGCUCCCUCUUCUGUCUCCCUAAGGGUCUAUUCUCUGUGCCUCUAUUUCCUUGCUGACUUUGUUUUAUGAAAGGAGUAGAACACUUUGUUAAACCUUUAAAAAUGUAGGAAAAUAGAAAAACUAAAGUACAAAUCACCUGAAACUCUCCACUCAUAUAGCCAUUGUCAGCCCUUUGAUGAAUGUCCUUUUGUAUAUUUCCUUAUAAUUGUGUACCCAGAUAAAUAUAUGUAUACAUAAAAGUGAUCAAAUAUAAGUGCUGUUCUAUACUGUGUAUUUUUUCACCAAGCACUAUAUGUGGUGACCUUCUAUGUCAAUGAAUAUAUAUAAGCAUCAAGUUUAAUGUCUGUGUGUGAUAUUAAUUUUAGGAAUAUAGAGGAAAAAGAGGAAAACUAAAUAUAGAAGCUAUAAUGAGGAAGGUCAUACUCCAAAGUAGAAUUUUUAGACAUGAAGAAAAGGGAAGCUGAAAAAGACUUUCAUUUUUUUUUUGCAUGUACCUGUCCAAUUUUCCCAACAC